Molecule: messenger RNA, 1390 nt
Organism: Hippoglossus stenolepis (Pacific halibut)
Lineage: Eukaryota; Metazoa; Chordata; Actinopteri; Pleuronectiformes; Pleuronectidae
Gene: ino80b
Product: INO80 complex subunit B
Exons: 6
Coding region: 230-1252 (340 amino acids)
Biological process (GO): chromatin remodeling
Cellular component (GO): Ino80 complex
Source: RefSeq, a predicted model, not a curated record
CGAAACAGCACGCGUUUCAUCCUGUGACCGUGCUCGUGGGGUUUCUGUCCCGACCUGAACUUUCUGCGCUGACUUUUCUAACGUUGGCAACAGGCGGUGAACGCAUGUUAGCUAAUGAGAGCUAGCACCUGGGUGGACACGAGCCGCUGCUCCUCCUGUUUCCUCCUGCUGCUGCUGCUCCUCCCUGCACCUCCUGCUCAGGCCUCCGGGUUGGUAACUCGUCGACUCGAUGGGGAAGAGGAAAGACAUGAUUCACCCCAGGUUCCUCGGCGAAGGCAGCUCCAGUCUUCACAGCGUUCACAGCGUUCACAAGCGGAAACACAAAAAGCACAAGAAGCACAAGAGGAAGCACCACAGCUUCCCCGAGGCCCCGGAGCCCGAGCCUGUCGUCGUCCCUCGGCCUCCUCCACAGCUGCGACUCAAGAUCAAACUGGGAGGACAGACGCUGGGGACCAAGAGUGUUCCCACCUUCACUGUGCAUCCCGGUGUCGCACGUCCCCCCUCGCCACUGAUGAUCAUUGAUAACAAUGUUGAUGAUUCUGAUGACGACGACGACGACGACGAUGACGACGAGCCGCCCUCUGUGCCUCUGGAGCAAUAUCGAGCCUGGCUGGAUGAAGACAGCAACCUGGCCACAUCUCCUAUGCCAGACAUGGAUUCAGACUCCAUGCUGGGUGCGCCUGUGGACGAGGAGGAGAGGUGGCUGGACGCUCUGGAGAAGGGAGAGCUGGACGACAACGGGGAGCUGAAGAAGGAGAUCGAUGAGUCUCUGCUCACAGCCCGACAGAAAGCCCUGUUGCACAAGCAGCAGAGCCAGCCUCUCCUGGAGCUGCCUAUGGGCUACAAGGAGAAGGAGAUGACCGUGGAGAUGAUGCAGAAACGGGAGGAGCGAGCUCGAAAGAGGCGCCUGCAGGCCGCCAAAAAAGCCGAGGACAGCAAGAACCAGACGAUAGAGAGACUGACAAAAACCAGCAAGGCCAAGAUCAAAAGCAUGAAGGACAGGAAGUCCAAGCUGAACCAGAGCCCCAUGGUUCGCUACAGCGACACCGCCCUGGGCUUGGCUAUCUCCUACCCCACAGGGGUCCAUGCUCCGGCGCCGGCACCUCCCCUUCCUUCACCUCCGGCCCCGUCGAGCUGCGGAGUUAGCGGCUGCACUAACCUGAAGAAAUACUCGUGCUCUAAAACUGGGGUUCCUCUCUGCAGCCUCGAGUGCUACAAGAGGAACCUGCUGCUCGUUCAGAGCGCCGCUUGAACGCUAACGGGACGAGACUCUUACUCCUGGAAAAGUAGAUGGAAAAUAUAUAAUUUGAACUUUACACUCUGAAUCUGUAUGCAAUGUGGAUUUCCUUUUUUUGUUUGCAGAUGUGCUGUAUAAAUAUCUUACACACAU